Molecule: messenger RNA, 645 nt
Organism: Microthlaspi erraticum
Lineage: Eukaryota; Viridiplantae; Streptophyta; Magnoliopsida; Brassicales; Brassicaceae
Source: the annotation of a GenBank genome assembly
AUGAUCACGCUCCGAGUCAAUUUCGGUAUCUGUAAUUUCCAAUUCCUUUUUAUUUUCAGGAGUUCUAGAGAUAGAGGAUCGUCUUCUUCAUUACCAUCAAUCGAACAGUACAACGAAACCGUGAAGAAUCAGAUACAAGCACUUGUUCGUGUCAUAAAAGUUGCUCGUACCUAUAGAGAAGACAAUGUCCCUUCCCAAAUCGAAGAGGGUCUGUAUCUUGGAUCCGUUGCAGCAGCAAGCAACAAGAACGUUUUGAAAUCUUACAAUGUGACUCACAUCUUAACCGUAGCUAGCUCUUUGAGACCAGCACACCCUGAUGACUUUGUCUACAAAGUUGUUAAAGUUGUGGAUAAGGAAGACACGAAUUUGGGAAUAUACUUCGAUGAGUGUGUCGAGUUCAUUGAUGAAGCUAAGAGACAAGGUGGUAGUGUUCUUGUCCAUUGCUUCGUUGGAAAAUCACGGAGUGUUACUAUAGUUGUUGCUUACCUGAUGAAGAAACACGGAAUGACUUUAAACCAAGCAUUGGAACAUGUGAAAAGCAAGAGACCUGUGGCGAGUCCUAAUGCUGGUUUCAUCAGGCAACUACAAGACCUGGACAAGUCUUUGCAAGGAAAGCAAGGACCUAUUGAACAAUGUCAAGGGUGA